Lathyrus oleraceus (garden pea) is the source of this 1563-nucleotide messenger RNA. RefSeq lists its product as uncharacterized. Bases 1 to 1563 code for a protein of 520 amino acids. NCBI's taxonomy places the organism in Eukaryota, Viridiplantae, Streptophyta, Magnoliopsida, Fabales, Fabaceae. The record is from RefSeq and is a predicted model, not a curated record. The transcript has a single exon.
AUGGUACGAGAUAAUAUUCAAGACUUGAUGAACAAAGGAGUGCUUCAAAUCUCCAGUGUUGCAAAGAAUGAAGAUGUGUCAGUAAUUGAACCUUGUUUCAAUCUACCUGAACCGGUUGAAAUCCCUUACUAUAGUAGGAGAGUGGUUCUUGUGAAUAGUCAUCUGUCACUUGUUGUGAUCUGUAUGCCUACGCCGUUUCCAUAUGAAAGCACUAAGGUUGUGCCUUGGAAAUAUGAGAUUAUCGUUGUGGAUAAGAUCGUUGAAGGAAGUGAAGACGGUGAAGUGACAGAAACUGUGAAUGAGGACGUUACCAAUAUUGCAGGAAUGAGCAUAAUGACCCAUAGUGGUCGAAUUUAUACGCCUAAAUUCAAUGUGACUCCUCAAGUGCCAGUCAAGGAAUCUACAAUUAUAGCUCCUACUAAAGAACCCGAAGUGGUCCAAUCUAAAGAUGCUAUUGAAUUCUUGAAGUUCAUAAAGAGAAGUGACUACAAAGUUGUGGAUCAGCUGCAUCAGACACCAUCCAAGAUUUCCAUUUUGUCUCUGCUUUUGAACUCCCAAUCCCAUAGGGAGGCUUUGUUGAAGGUGUUUUCCCAAGCUCAUGUAACACAAAGCAUAACAGUAGACCAGUUUGAUGGGGUGGUUGCAAACAUCACAACUUGCAAUACUUUAAGAUUUAGUGGAGAGGAAUUACCUGAAGAUGGACAAAAUCACAGUCGUGCUCUCCAUAUCUCAGUGAAGUGCAAAGAUGAUGCUUUGGCAAGAGUUUUGGUUGAUACCAAAUCUUCUUUAAAUGUGAUGCCAAAGAGAACACUCGCCAAGUUAUCAUAUCAAGGACCAGCUAUGAAGCCCAGCGCCUUGAUAGUGAAAGCUUUUGAUGGUUCCCGGAGGACCGUGAUUGGAGAGGUAGAACUGCCCAUAUUGAUUGGCCCUCACAUAUUCCCAAUUGCUUUCCAAAUCAUGGAUAUUAAUCCGGCGUAUAAAUGCUUAUUGGGGCAUCCCUGGAUUCAUGGUGCAGGGGUAGUUACCUCCACUUUACAUCAGAAAAUGAAGUUUGUAAUGGACAAUCAACUGAUCAUCAUUAAUGGAGAGGAGGACUUUAUGGUCAGUCACCUUUCAUCCUUCAGGUAUAUCAAAGCUGAUGAGGACACUUUGGAAACUUCUUUCCAAGCUAUUGAAAUAGCCAACACCAUUUUUGUGGAGAUGAAAGACCCUGUUGGGAAAGCUUGUUCAUCUUUUGCUUCUCUGAAAAGUGCCAAGUCUAGUAUUGAAGGAGGGAACCCUGAAGGUUGGGGCCAGCUUAUUGAUGUUCGUGAAAAGCAUGAUCGUUUCGGUCUGGGAUAUGUGCCUUCCGUUGAGAAAGGAGCAUGGGUCCCUACAAAGGACAACACCCAAAGCAUCCAUAAAGUAUUCCUCAGUACAGGAUUCAUCCAUGGAGAACAAGUUAAUGCAAUUGAAUAUAACACCGAAGAUGAAGAUGAGCCAUGUUUGGUUUACCAGUGUGAGACAUCUUUGAACAAUUGGAAGGCGGUUGAGAUCCCUGAAAUAUUUCCUUUGUCAAAGUAA